AUGUUUGAAGGACUAAUCGCAGACUUUUUGACAAAGACAAUCGGAAAGUAUAUCGAGGAUUUGGAUGUUGAUAGUGUGACAGUGUCUUUGUGGAACGGGAAUGUGAAGUUAAAGGAUUUGCGUGUGAAGCGAGACGCCUGUUCUUCACUCAACCUUCCCGUUCAAAUUACAACAGGGAUUUUAUCAAAUUUAGAAGUCGAAGUCCCGUGGAAAACGAUCAAAAAAGAUCCGUUUAAAAUCAAAAUCAGUGGCAUCAAUAUCAUCGCAAGACCACAAACAAAUUUCGUGUUUGACAACGAAAACUUCGAGAAACAGAAGGCAGUGCAAAGGAAUGAAGUUUUGGAGAGAUUCGAGUUAAUGCAACAAAUCACAUGUUCAAAAACAAAUUCCGAUGAAAAGAGCUUUGUGACUUCACUUGUGAAUAAAAUAGUCGAGAACGUCGAAGUUGAAAUUCAUGACAUUAAAUUCGUAUAUAUCGGAAACAAAAAUGAAGGUAUUUUGGGGUUUCAUUUGGAAAAUGUCAGUGUACAAAACGAGAAGAAUGACACCGAAGAUGUCAUUACAAAAAAAUGCACGUUGAGUAAUAUGAGUAUAUUCGCGCUUGUUCCAGCAAAAGAGUAUUCCGAGUGUGUUUUUGGGAGUGAAUGUGAUGAAUUUAGAACUGAAGAUUUCGUGAAAAAUGAAAUCGCGAAGAUCCCAAGUUUCGAGUUCAAUUUACAAAUCGAAAAGACGGUCCGACACCAAAUAACACUUUCCGGCGAAGUGAAAGAACUUUUUUCAUCGAUAACACGGUUGGAGUACCAACAAAUUAUUAAUAUCGUGGAACACAUGACCACCUAUACACAGACACUUAAAUAUCUGUACUGUCGCCCAACAGUGUCUGCACAAAGAGACCCAAAGAAAUGGUGGAAAUUUGCGUUCACUGCGACUCGAGACUAUUUGCGACAAAAAGAAGAAGACAAAACGCCAAUACGAACCGAGUUGUGUUUAUCACUUCGAGACCGGUUUGUGGAAUUGUUCAAAAAGGUCAGAAAAGUUCCGUACGUCACUCCAGCAACACAACCAGAAACCGAAGAACUCCAAAAAAUCGAAGAUAGCCUUAGAGUACAGGAAAUUUGUUACUUGAGAAAAUCAGCGUAUCAGAUAGUGAAUGAAGAGAAGAAGCGGUAUGAAAACUCUCGCGGGUGGUUUGGUUUUGGGUAUCAAAUACCACAACUUGAUGAAAAAACGAUUAAGGAUAUAUACAACGCAAUCGAGUACCACCAAGAUGACUUUGUCCUUCCACCAGAAACGGUUGUUUUUGUGAGUGAUGUGAACAUUAGAAAUGUCUCAUUUUCGUUGUGUGAUGAUGGGGAUAUCAUACGUUUGGGGAUAUCAAAUUUUAACAUCCACUUUGAGGCAAGGGUUGUCGGCUUAAUUCUCAAAUUGUGUUUUGAGGAUGGCAUUGUCUCCGAAAACAAAAUUGGAUUGGGAACGAUUUGGCAGAAGACCUCACAACAAAAGGCGUUCCAGUUGUGUUUUGAAAAGAGUCCAACUGACAAACACGCCGACUCUGUUGUAACACUCGAAUGCGCAAAUUCGGUCAUUCAUUGUUCCAAAAAUUACUUAGACUCGAUUGCACAAUUUUUGAAACUGUCGUCAGACCUGAAUUUGGACUGCGUCAAACAAUUUGCAGAGUUCCAAUUACAGCAAUUGUACUCCUCUGCAGCUACACAACUUGACAUUUUCUCGGAAAACCCACCAAUUGUUGAUAUAAAAAUUAACUUGAAUGCACCAGUUGUGUUCUUCCAUUACGACCAAAACGAAAGGGGGAUGACUGGAAACGUGUUGAAAAUAUCGUUUGGGAAUUUAAAGGUAUCAAAUUUACAGAACGACGAGAAUUACCAGAACUUCCUCGCCAAAAUACAAAACAUUGAGAUUUUGUUGCUUGAAUCGCUUGAUGAAGUAUGUUCCAACAAAAACACAAUUGUUCAAAAAACAGGCGCGUCCAUCACGGUCUCCACAAAAUUUUCGAAUGCGCCAUUGACAAAAGUCAAGCUGUGUGGAGAGGUCGAGCCAUUCAUCGCCAAAAUAUCAAAACGGAAAUACGACAAGAUACUUGCAUAUAUAUUCCUGUUUAUGACGUUCAUUCCAGACUCACUCAAAUCACCAGAUGAGUUGUCUUCUGUUGACAACGUCGAUAAAAUCUUGGUGAGUGAGUUAGUCAAAAAGACUGCCGAAAUACACACUGUGGACAUCAAUGUGAAUAUUCCAGUGUUCUGUGUUGUUUUAGCCAAAGUGGGCGACUUAGAGGAAAACGAAAUAAUGACUGCCGUGGAAAUAAAGAAUGGAAAUUUUUGUUUGAAUGUAUUACCCGAAAGUGUGUUCUUUGAGUUGACGUUGAACCGUCUCAAAAUGAAGAAUGGGCUAAACGACAAAAUUCCGUUUCUCGUUGAGUCGAAUCCAAACACGCAAACCCUUCAAAACUACUUUUACGAGAACGAGAACGACUCCGAUAAUGGUAAUUGUUUUGACUUGUCAAAAAACGAUUUUGUGACCGUCAAAAUCAAAGUGGUUGGGAAAAAAGUUGAUGUGUGGCUUAAUAUCAACACAUUUGCAAUUGUAUACGAGCCUUCCAUCAUCAGUGAAAUAAUCACUUUUUGUAUGUCGCUUUCGAUGUUUCCCGAGAGUGACACGCCAAACGACUAUAUUUACAAUAUCGAUGUCACCCUCUCACACUUCUUCUUUUUCCUCCAAAACGAGACAAAGGUGUAUGCGGUUGGUUCCAUCUCUGGUUUAGAUUUAAGUAUGGUCUUAGACAACGUGAAGCUCGACUUGGGGUUGAACAUACACGACUUUUCAUUGAAGAACGUUUUAUACCAACGCGAAGAUCCCCGAUACUCUGCAAUAGUCUCUUCUGACAAGACGUUCAUGAAGCUUAAAUACGUCGACACGAAUGAUGACAAUUACUUCAUCGCUCUUGAAAUAGGCGAAGUGUUGUGCAAUUUUGUGAUGGAAGAUUUUUUUGUCAUUUGGAACGUGUUUUAUGAUAAAAAGGUACAGCGAGCUGUUGAUCUGACAUCAAUGAAAAAAGCAGUUGAAGACCAAUACGAGUAUUUAAAGAAGUCCGUCACUCAUAAGCUCGAGAACAAAAAUGAGAAUCAGAAAACCACUGACAUCAAAGUAAAGUCUCCUCAACUCACUGCAUAUCUUCCAUACGGCCAAGUAAUAGUUCGACUCAAUCAAAUAACAAUUGAAGAUGGGUGUGAUGGGUGGGAAAUCCUCUUUGACACAAUGAAAGUAUCGACUUGUGUGAACCAGAAACGAGAGUUCUGCGUGAGAGACUUCACAUUCAUUGUUGACGUACCCAUUAAGAAGACGGAAAUAACAUUUUUCCAGUUGCAGUUCCCUUUUGCUGAGGUUGUCAUUUCGCCCGAUCAGUUUAAGAUUCUUCUCAUCUUUCUCAAAACAUUUUUUUCUGAGGAAAGCAGUGGUGAGAACAACAAAAAUCACAAAAAUGAGAAGCCAAAAGAUAAUCAAAAGGAUGAAAUUGUUGACUUGGCUGAUUUGGAGCCAAUCUCGAAGAAGGUGACAAGUUCAAUUGAAAUGUCAAUGAAGAAAUUUGAGAUAACUAUACGUGGAGAGAUAGAAACUAUAUGUAAACUAAAACUGGGUGGAUUUGGAGGGAAUGUAAAUUUGACAGAGAACGGGUAUGCUAUUUUUGAUUUCUUUAGCGAAAAUCUCGAGAUUGACGAUUUGAGAGAAAAGGUCGAGAUGAAAGAAUAUCGAGAGAUUUAUAGGAAGGUCACAAAGGGAAAUGUGUUAAACGUGAAAGGCAAUUAUUAUAUUCAAACUGGAAAUGUUCAGAGCAAUGUCAACAUCCACCCGUCAUCACUCAUUUUGGCCCCAAAGUUCAUCAGAAGUCUUAUAGCAAUAUCUUUAGUGUUCUUCGAUGGAAAGGAAAUUGAAAUUGUGAAUACAGAAGACCCAUUACUCCAAGCUUCAACUAAAACCGCGACGACUGGCCAGAGAGAUUGUUUAGUUAUUGUUAGCGAUGAAGAAGAUAAAGAUGUUGAACGUGACAAGACAACAGAGAACAAAACGGACUCUAAUAAUUUGGAGGAUGAAAGUGUGAGUGGGAGGUAUAUCAGAGAACACCUUCUUCACUUAAAAGACCCAAAGAGUGGAGAGGACAAAGUGUACAUCUCAAAAGGACUUGGUAAAAAGAGUCAGGCCGUUGAAGAAAUAGUCAGGUAUUUAAAUGACGCUUGCCCAUUGCCAAUGACUCCAGCUGAGGUCAUUUUGGUCCUUAAAGCAAAUUAUGAAUGGCACUACCCACAAUACGUGUGUGAAUAUAUUUGCGAGGAGUUGGUGAGACUCGGGCUGUUGGUACCAGAAAAGGGGAACUUCCUUCACAAUCAAUUGCCAAAUAUAGACUCCUCUGUGUUAUAUCAUACGGUUUUUCCACCUAAAAUGUCACAAGUCCACAUCGACCUCACUUCGUUCCAACCAGCCCGUCCACCCGCAAGUGCUAUCACCCCAAAACACAUUCAUGUUUUUACAUUUGCAAUAAAGGAUUUGGCCGUUGUUGCAGUUCAAGACGACUCUCCUGACACGGAAUUGUUAUACGUGAAGUUAAGCGCCUCUGUGUGUCACACAGUUACUAAUUGUGGCUCAAAUACGCUUUCGGAAUUACAAAUAGAAGACAUUAGGACGUGUUUCUCCAAAGGGCAUUCAUACACUCCGGAAAAAGGAGUUCAGCUAUCAACAGGAAUUUCGGCGUCUUUCAGUGUCACGAGAGAGUUCUGGGACAAUUGGUAUGGUAUACGUGGAGGUGUCAACAUCAACAACGUCCACUUAAAAACGACAGUCAGUGACUUGCAAUUGCUCUAUUUUUUCUUCAAAGAGCUCCAGAAAAUUGGCGGAGAAACAAAUUACGAAGUCGACUCUGAGAACUCGUUCAGAAUUGAUCUCAACGAAUUCAAAAUGGUCGUUGGAAACCCACUCAGAAAAGACCCAUUUUGUAAAGUCAAAAUACCAGGAGCCACUUUGGUGUACCGAAGCAGAAACGAUGACAGUGUGUUUAGAGUUGUUGGCGAAAUUAAAGUCGAUGGGUAUAACCCGAGGACGCGAGAGUAUGAUGUUUUACUCGAGAAGAGUCUCGUUGAAUUUAAGCGAAGAGACGUCAUUGAUUGCAUUCAGGGUAUCUUGGUGAACAGAAAUAUGACAGAAAUUGAUGUGAAAAACAUCGAGAUGAUAUUCACUGUCGACUUUGCAAAGGAGCUUCAAAGAAUCAUGAAAAUUGAUUUUACCAAAAAGAACGAAGAAAAAGAGAGUUUUGAAUUCGUUCCAAUUCAAUUUGUUGAUGUUUACUCAAUGAGUGGGGAGGGACUUUUUGUAUCAAUCAAUGGCUGUGGAACAAUUCGGCUGAAUAACAAAUUGCAGCACUUUGAAAACAUGACACAACAACGGGAAUACUCGGAUAUGAAGAAGUGUGUUGUAAUGAGUUCUGACGGCGACGGUAUUGAAGUUCCAAUUGUGUCACAAGGAGAGUACGUCCACAAUAUGUUUGGUGGAAAGAAAAUGGUCGUUUCAGUGAACAUUGAAGAGAACUCGUCGAAGGUAGUGAAGUUCUCCACACUUUUAGCGAUUGACAAUGGAUUUGAGGAAGAAUUGUUUCUUACGUUUGAAGCAAAAAAUCCCAAAUACAUUACCAAAAACAAAGAAAAUGAUAACCAACAAGAAGAAAACAGCAAACAGAAAAAACGAGUAGGAAGUUUAUCAAAACCGCCGAGUGAACUCGACAAAGGACUUGUCGACGACUUUUUAAAAAAGGUUGAAAAAGGGUCCGAACCAAAUGACAAAGUCGAGAAAAUAGAAAACAUGGAAGAGAAGAAAUGUAGGAAAGAAAGGAUGCUUUUCCCAAAAAUUCAUGAGCGUCCAAGGAUGUCAAGCACAUCCACUUUGUCCAAAGAGGGGUUGCCGAUAUUGCAAACCACAAAUAUUGAAAUUAAACAAUCAACGACUCCGAUAUUGAAACAUCCACAACCACCUUCUCGUGUUAGACAAAAUUCUGCAAACACAAACGCCACGAGUUUAAGGACAUUGCGUCCUCUGUUCGAAGAGCCCGAAUUUUUGAAAGUGGAUGUCAGUUUACAGCCUAAGGAACUGUACUACGUUCCACCACAACUCUUUGGCGGGAACGUGACUAUAUGUUCGUCAAGAAUAAAGGCAAAAACAAUGCCUUUGAGCGAGCUAUUCACCGAAAAAAUAAUCCGGUUAGACAACAAUCGGUGUGUUUUAACUCGUGUUCUUAAGAGGAAUAUUGCCAAAAACGUCCAAACUAUUAUCAAGUUGUCACCAUCGUUGACUGUCACAAAUAUGCUACCAAUGCCAUUUGUGUUGAAAAGCGAAUCCGUUGAAAUGCCAAUCCCCUCGAGAAGUUCCAUUUCGACAUUCAUUGAUCCACAGAGCGUCGUUCAAAUUACUAUUCCGGGUUAUAUGAGUGUUGUCAUUCCUCAGCACGGCGAGUUGAAGAUUUUUUCCAUUGGGAAAGGAGAAAACACAAUUCGGUAUUUGUGGGAGUUUGGCAAUCUUCGAAUUGAUGCAGAGGAGUGGGUUUACAAUCGGUCAUUUAUUCCAUUAAAGCUUUCUCUGGACAAAAAGAAUUUGAUUGGUAACAAAGUUGGUGUUGGAAAUAAUAGUCAGCCAAUUCCAAUAACUCGAGCGAACAAACCACUAUUCCUUGGAAUUGGAAACUGUUGGUCAAAGGCUUUAUACUUUGAGAAAAUGGAGGACUUUGUUUCGAUCGAGGCCAACAACACUUGCUACACACUAAACGUCCUCGUAGAAACAACAGAUGAUUCAACAGAACACAACAGACAGAUCAUAAUCAGACCGAGCUAUAUGGCGAUCAACGACUUAGAGGUACCAAUAUAUUUGACUUCGACAAAUACAAACGACCUGAUCCUCAUGCCUCCCAAGUCCAAUAUGCCACUUUAUUUUAACUCCAAAAUGAAUGUAAACGAUAAAAAAAUUGCGGUCUCGAUUAACCCGCAUGGACCUUGGUGUUUGAUUCCAACAGAUUUGGAAACUCACUUCCAAACAGUUUUUUUGAGAAAAGAAAAUGGUGCUGUAGAAGAAGGAAUUCCGUCAACAAUUUCCAUUGAUGUCAACAAGUCCACAAUAGUGAAAUUUGAGAAAGUCACAAAUCAAUGCAGCUAUGUGUUAGAGAAUGACACGCAAUACGAAAUUUCGUUGAAAAGGAUGAACUCGGAAUUUGUCACGAUCGUGAAGAAGAACCAAAAGAUGGAACUGGUAUUCCCCAACACGUCAAACAUCUCUUCUAUCCAAAUCUCUGCCGAUUUCACAAACAACAAAUUUAUACAAUACAACCUCGACUAUCCACAGGUGUACGAAGCAAAAGGUGGGAUGUGUGGGAUAGUGUACCCAUACACGUGGAUCUCAAACGAUGUAACAGUUCUUGUUUUUACACAAAGUUGGGACAAAACAUUAAAGGACAUUGGUGGACUAAUUGGUAAAGAAAAUAUAAACACCACAGAGUUUAGAGCAAAUAUCGGCCGCCUUGGUGUUGAUGUCAUUGAUCAAAACAGGGAAGAGAUAUCAUACAUUUCAACAGGAGAAGUGAGUUACACGUGUUUGGGCAGUUUUUAUAAGACACGUCACAGACUGUUUGUGGAACCGUUUCAGGUCGAUUCCAAUGCAAGAGACUGUUCCAUUGCAGUUCCAUUUUUAUGCAAAGGUGUUACUGUCUCACUAGAUAUCAUUUCCCAAGAAGAAAACACUUUCAAGUAUAUUCCAAACGCUUUUGUGAAGAUCCAGCCACUGCGCAUAAAAUUGGAGACCCCAUUUGUCCACCACGUUUUGAAGGUCUACGAAGAAUGUUUCAGAAAAGAAGGGUUGAAGAAGAAAGACGAAAUACUCAAGACCCCAGAACUCUUUUUGACGCCAAAGGAAGUGAACUCGUCACCAACGUUCACUUUUGAUAAUCUGUACGUUUCUCCAAUAGACAUCAACAUCAGCACGGAACUGUCACCAUCAUUUCUCGUUAAUAUUCCAUACAACUCGUUUACAGCUCCUCUCCACGUCAUUGGAACUUCUGUGUUGACGAUAACAUCUGCAAGACUCCACUUGAACGAAAUUAACUGUUCGAAACUCACUGCGACAAAUGAGAGAUUUGGAAUGAUGUUGAUGGACUUUUAUAGAGAGCUGGCAAUGCAGCAAUUGGUAUCUGCUGUUUCUUCAAUGGAACUGAUAGGAGCACCUGGCGCGAUGGUCAAUUCCUUUGCUGAUGGUAUUACAGACUUUGUGACUUACACAAGACAAGAGAGGCGUAACGGAAAUGGAUUGUCUGGUGUUGGUAAAGGGACCGAGUCAUUACUUAGAAAUUCGAUUCAUGGCGUCUCAUCAACAGCAGCGGCGCUUUCAAACACGGUCGGAAAUUUGGCCGCUUCUCUGACUUUUGACGAGGAAUUUAUUCGAAAGCGACAAAUGCAGUUAAAACCGAACAACGUUUCUGAAGGUAUAUUGGAUGGGUUGAAAUGUAUAUUAGAAGGUAUUAUGGAGGGAGGAAAAGGGAUCGUGAUGCAACCGUACAAAGGUGCGCGCAAAAGUGGAGUGUAUGGCUUAAUUGGGGGCAUUGGGAAGGGAAUUGUUGGUGUUGUGAUGAAACCUGUUGGAGGGGUUGUUGACUUUACAGCAAAGGUAACGGAAGGUAUUGUCGAGGAAUCGAGUGAGAUGGUUUUGAGAGCAAGAAUACCGCGAAUAGGGAUGAAAAGUAAAAGGAUAUUGGAGUACAACAACGAGGAAAAUAAAAUAGCAUGGAUUGUGUAUAAAAAGGGACUUGGUGAUUUUGUGGUGUAUGUAAAAACGCGAGCAAAGUACAUAGUGUUGACCGAAACAAUGUUUGUUAUAUUGAAAGACGAAGCCGUGAUCUACACAUUACCUUUGGAUGAAUUGAUGUUGAAGAUUGAGCCAGACUUGGUCAGGUUCAAACGGUUUGAGCGAGAGGUACUCAAAGUGCAUUACAAAGAAGGGAAGCACAUGAGGGUAUUUAUUCGAAUUGCGCAACAGUAUAUUCGAUGUAUGAAUUAA
Entamoeba invadens IP1 is the source of this 9093-nucleotide messenger RNA. Its product is annotated as tipc, putative. NCBI's taxonomy places the organism in Eukaryota, Evosea, Mastigamoebida, Endamoebidae. Gene Ontology annotation, biological process: protein retention in Golgi apparatus; protein targeting to vacuole. The transcript has a single exon. Gene Ontology annotation, cellular component: extrinsic component of membrane. The coding region runs from base 1 to 9093 and encodes 3030 amino acids. The record is from RefSeq and is a predicted model, not a curated record.